AUGACUGGGAAGGCAAUGGAGUGCCAGAGUGACCACUAUUUAGAGCGAAGGAUUGGUAACAGAUUUUGUGUGAAAUUGAACAAAUCUGAGAGUGAGAACAGCCAUCUUUUAAAAGAAGCCUGUGGAGAUGAAGUUAUGGCGUGGGCCCGAGUUUUUGAUUGGCAUUUAAAGAAGGGCAAGAAGAUGUUCGAGUUUGAAGUACGCACUGGUGGUCCAGUCACCCACAGGACCGAUUAAAACAUACAAAAGGUCAAACACUUGGUUUGUUUAAACAGGCAGUUAAUGAUGAGGAUGAUGGCUGAAGAAUUAAAUUUAGAAACUGUCGGACCCAUCCUGAAAGAAAACUUGAACAUGAACGUUUCUUACAAAGUUAUGGCAGGUAUUUUGAAGGAUGAGCCUACAUCUGGCAAACUCGACGGAUCUGAAACUAGGAAAAAUAACGUACGUGUAAGGGAAAAGGUGACAAAUUCUGGAGCAUUGAGUUACCUGCAGAACGGAUCCGAUGGGGAAAUGUCUGUCUGUUAUCACAUCCCUACCAUCUGACGUCGGCAGGGGUCAUCUGCAGCAAGCCUUCCCACGAGGUUGCUCAGGAUUGGUUUACACCCUGGUGAAAGGAACUAGAGGUAGUUGAACCUCCAACAAGGAAGCUGUCUCUUGUUAGGCACCCUCAUCUACUGCUCUUCUCCCUGUUAUGAACCUGCUACUUAAUUUGUGCUGGACUAUGGGGCCAUCCUCAUCCUUCUCCACUUUAGAAUGCUUUUGAUGGUUGACUUCUGGGUUUUGUUUAUUCUUGAUUUUCUUGGCCUCACAAAAUUUCAAUCUCUUUAUUUCCCCUUCCUCAGCUUGUUCCUUUGUGUUCAUCAUUCUGCCUCCGGAGCUCAUGCCAGGACUCCUAGAGUCCUGGCUCUUCUGGGAGGAUGCCUAAAGAAGGCCUACAAUUUCAGUCUGCUUUGCAGUUAGGACCCCAGGUCUAUUGCAGAAGACCAUAAUAUGCUGGUAUAUUGAGCCACGCUGGGCCUAAUAGCUGAUCUGACACAAAUGACUCAGUGGAAGCCCCCCAGAACCCAGGGGUUGCCCUCCAAUACUGAUCUUCUCACAGACCUUCUCACAGAAGAGCUGUGUUUAUUUCACUGUAGUUCUGUGCUUUGGCCCUCUAUUUACUUGAGUGUCCCCUCUGCUGGAAGAGAAGGCUCUACAAUAUGUAAGUCAGGUUAUAGGCCAACACUGUGGUAUUUUAAGAGAAAGACCAGCCGGGUGCUGGUGGCUCACACCUGUAAUCCUACUUAGCAGUAAAGCUACU
Dipodomys ordii (Ord's kangaroo rat) is the source of this 1300-nucleotide messenger RNA. RefSeq lists its product as uncharacterized. NCBI's taxonomy places the organism in Eukaryota, Metazoa, Chordata, Mammalia, Rodentia, Heteromyidae. The record is from RefSeq and is a predicted model, not a curated record.